Messenger RNA from Lathyrus oleraceus (garden pea), 597 nucleotides. RefSeq lists its product as uncharacterized. Lineage: Eukaryota; Viridiplantae; Streptophyta; Magnoliopsida; Fabales; Fabaceae. The transcript has a single exon. The record is from RefSeq and is a predicted model, not a curated record. Bases 1 to 597 code for a protein of 198 amino acids.
AUGGUUCUCAAAGGCAAGUCACCUUUUAAACUUUUGUAUGAAAAACUUCUUACUUAUUCUGAGUUCAAAUUCUUUGGAUACAUUUGCUACAUUUUCAAUAUAGUACGACAUAGGAACAAGGUCACACCUAGAUCAAUUCAUUUCACUUUCUUGGGAUAUCCUACUGGCUACAAGGGAUUCAAGGUGUAUGACUUGAUAUCCAAAACCUUUCAUGUGUUUAAGGACAUUGUCUUUCACGAAUAUACUUUUCCUUUUCAUUCCAUAUCUGACAAUAAUUAUCAUAUUGAUCCCUUUCACCAACUAAUCUUGCCAAAUCCAAUUUAUGGCCAUGAUCCAAACAACUCCAAGUCAGAUCUUACCACCAUAGAAGAUAAUUUGGAACAUAUUUUGCUUGUGCCAACCUCACCUUGUAAUGUGCUCAUUGUUCCUACCAUUUCAACUCUUAGAGGAUCGUAUAUGACACAUAGAGCUCCAAUUAGUUUGAAAGAUUAUGUGUGUCACACUAUGUAUCCUCUCACUCACUCACUUUCAUAUGAUAAGUUAUCCAGUCCAUACAAGAAUUAUGUCCUUAAUGUGACAUUUGUCUAUGAACCAUAA